Molecule: messenger RNA, 2022 nt
Organism: Mesoplodon densirostris (Blainville's beaked whale)
Lineage: Eukaryota; Metazoa; Chordata; Mammalia; Artiodactyla; Ziphiidae
Gene: TIGD7
Product: tigger transposable element derived 7
Exons: 2
Coding region: 253-1899 (548 amino acids)
Cellular component (GO): nucleus
Molecular function (GO): DNA binding
Source: RefSeq, a predicted model, not a curated record
GUGUCGUGUUCGGGCUGCCGGCGGAGCCUGGUGACCCGGGCUCCGCCCUGAGGGUCACCGUUCCCUUCCGUGCGCUGGGCCCCCUGCCUUACCGCGGCUCAGCCGGCCGUGCCCGAGCUGCCGGCCAGGGCCUUGUCGCAGCCUCCUACAGUACGAGGCCAUUUUGUCCCGGUCAGGAUCGACGGCCCCUGAGGGGUGUGUACUCAUUUCUGGGCAGUGCGUGCACACACGAUUCUGUUUUUUCUUGUGAGUAUGAAUAAGAGAGGGAAAUAUACAACACUGAAUUUGGAGGAGAAAAUGAAGGUUCUAAGUAGGAUUGAAGCGGGACGAUCUCUUAAAAGUGUAAUGGAUGAAUUUGGAAUCAGUAAAUCAACAUUUUAUGACAUUAAAAAGAACAAGAAAUUGAUUUUGGACUUUGUACUGAAGCAGGACAUGCCAUUAGUAGGGGCCGAGAAGAGAAAGAGAACAACAGGAGCCAAAUAUGGUGACGUGGAUGAUGCAGUCUACAUGUGGUACCAACAGAAGCGCUCAGCUGGUGUCCCUGUGAGAGGCGUGGAGCUUCAGGCUGCUGCCGAGAGAUUUGCACAGUGUUUUGGGCGAACAGACUUCAAAGCUAGCACGGGUUGGCUUUUUAGAUUUCGAAAUAGGCAUGCAAUUGGGAACCGAAAAGUAUGUGGGGAACAAGUCCUACGUUCAGCUUCAGAAAAUGUUGAGCCGUUUCGACAAAAACUGUCCAUGCUUAUCAAAGAGGAGAAACUGUGUCUUGCUCAGCUGUACAGUGGGGAUGAGACUGACCUCUUUUGGAAGUCAAUGCCAGAAAAUACUCAGGCAAGCAGAAAAGAUAUCUGCCUGCCAGGGAGGAAAAUAAACAAAGAACAAUUGUCUGCUCUUUUAUGUGCAAAUGCAGAUGGUACUCAUAAGUUAAAGUCAAUCAUUAUUGGAAAAUCAAAGCUGCCCAGAAGUGUAAAAGAGGACACAUGUACAUUACCUGUGAUAUACAAACCUAGUAAAGAUGUUUGGUUCACCAGAGAAUCGUUUUCAGAAUGGUUUUUUCAAAACUUUGUUCCUGAGGUCAAGCACUUUCAAGUUAAUGUUCUAAGAUUCCAUGAGGAGGAUGUCAGGGCCUUGUUACUUCUGGACAAUUCUCCAGUUCACCCUUCCACUGAAUCACUAACCAGUGAGGAUGGUCGAAUAAAAUGCAUGUUCUUUCCCCAUGACACUUCAACCUUGAUUCAGCCAAUGAAUCAGGGUGUGAUCUUGAGCUGCAAACGACUUUACAGGUGGAAGCAACUUGAGGAGAGUCUUGUAAUUUUUGAAGAAAGUGAUGAUGAGCAAGAUAAAGGAGAAAAAGGAGUUUCCAAGAUUAAAAUCUACAACAUAAAAAGUGCAAUUUUUAACUGGGCAAAGAGUUGGGAUGAAGUAAAACAAAUAACCAUAGCAAAUGCGUGGGAAAAUCUUCUUCACAAAAAGGAACCUGAAUAUGAUCUUCAAGGCUUAGAAGAUGGGGAUUAUAGAGAAAUUCUUGAGAAAUGUGGGGAGUUGGAAACCAACCUGGAUGACGACAGGGUGUGGUUAAAUGGGGAUGAAGAAAAGGGCAGCCCCCCGCAAACAAAAGGUGGAAUUACAAAGGAAGUUGUUCAAAAAGUGGGAGCUGAGGAGCAGACUGCUGAAUUUAAGUUAUCUGCUGUAAGAAAGAGUUUGGACUACCUUCUUGACUUUGUUGAUGCAACACCUGAGUUUCAAAGGUUCCAUUUUACACUGAAAGAGAUGCAACAAGACAUAAUCAAGAAGCAGUUCCAGAGUAGAAUCCAUUCUAGAAUUGGUAGCUUUUCGAAACGUAGGCCUCAUAAUAUUAAGGAUUCCUUCAAUAUGCCUUCAACUUCUGGUUGUAGUAAUUAGAUAUUGUGUUUAAAGAUUUCUGCAGUUACGUAAUGAUACAUGAAUUAGACUUGUUGUGAACUGUCAUUGUUUUUAUCAACUGACCUCACUUUGCACAGCAAUGCCCGUUUAUAUUAUUUAUAA